Molecule: messenger RNA, 1091 nt
Organism: Saprolegnia parasitica CBS 223.65
Lineage: Eukaryota; Oomycota; Saprolegniomycetes; Saprolegniales; Saprolegniaceae
Exons: 1
Molecular function (GO): protein binding
Source: RefSeq, a predicted model, not a curated record
AAAGUCGCGACGUACCUCGCCGAACGCGGGAUUGGUCGUGUGCCGUCCCUCGAACUCGCGGCCUCAAGAUCGCCUCUCGAGAAACUGCAGCUGGUCCACGCACACUUUCCCGACAUGGACCUCGAAAACUCGCUCAAGCUGGCCGCGACGCUCGGCCAUGACGACGUCGUCGAAUACAUUUUGGCUAAUGGGAUCUCGUCAGUCGAAGCGCUGGAGCUGGCUGCGUGGCGCGGUCACUUUGAGUGCUGUCAACGACUGCUCGCAUACGAGCGCGCUUCGCACCCCGACAACUUGCUUCCCAUAUCCGUCAUCGUCGCCGCCUUCACGGGCGGCAACAAUGCCAUCAUUGAACUAUUGCAUCCGCUCCAGCUCUGGUCCCACGAGUACAUGGACACAUGUGCGAAGUUUGGUCGACUGGAUCUUGUGACUUGGCUGCACAACGCCGGGCACUUUACGUGCUCCCAUAUGGCCAUGGAUAUGGCGGCAACCAACGGCCAUCUGGCAGUCGUCCAGUUCCUCAAGACCCACCGAAACGAAGGCUGUACGGAGCGUGCGAUGAACGGUGCUGCCAGCCUCGGGCAUCUGGACGUCAUCAUCUUCUUGCACGAGCACUGCGACCAAAUGGCCUCUAUUCAUGCCUUGGCGCAGGCAGCCGAGCGCGGCCAUGUUGCCGUGGUGCGCUAUCUGCACAGCGUCAUGAAGGCACCCAUCCUCGACGACGCGCCGAAGCGCGCGGCGCGUGAAGGCCAUUUGGAGGUCGUCCGCUACCUCCACGAACAAGAACUUGGUGAAUGGACACGGAGUGUUAUGGACGCUGCCGCGGCCUCUGGCAACUGCGACCUCGUGGCCUAUUUGCAUACGCACCGAAGCGACGGGUGCUCGCCUGCUGCGCUGGACGAAGCCGUCGGGCGAGAGCAUCUCGAGGUCGUGCGGUAUCUCUGCGAGGUUGUGGAAGUGACGCCGACGGUUGCGCCGUCGGCCCUGCGACAUAGCUCGACCGACGUCCUCUUGUAUCUCGAUUCGAUUGGUGUCAAUGUCGUGGGCGCCCUCCGCGGUAACUCCCACGUGCGGCGGUUUGUUGCGCUCGCCGA